Molecule: messenger RNA, 815 nt
Organism: Tuber melanosporum (Perigord truffle)
Lineage: Eukaryota; Fungi; Ascomycota; Pezizomycetes; Pezizales; Tuberaceae
Exons: 2
Coding region: 43-723 (226 amino acids)
Biological process (GO): translation
Cellular component (GO): mitochondrial large ribosomal subunit; ribosome
Molecular function (GO): structural constituent of ribosome
Source: RefSeq, a predicted model, not a curated record
CGUCCGGACUUUCCGACAAUGUUACUCCCACGAAUACCCACGAUGGGGAUCCUCCCAUCUCUACGAAAUAUCUAUGCAGGCGGCAUUGGUAGCAACAGCGGGAUCCUGCAGCAAGCCCGUCACGCAACACACAAAGCCUCCAAAGCCGCCAACGGCUCCAGUAACACCGCCGGGAAGAGGCUCGGUGCUAAGAAAACCGCCGGCGAAAGGGUAGUCCCUGGAAUGAUAAUCUAUCGCCAACGCGGCACCCUCUGGUUCCCGGGAGAAAACGCCGGUAUCGGCCGUGACCACACGAUCUUCGCCCAGAGCACCGGCUACGUCCGUUACUACCGCGACUCCGGGCCCAAAAAGCGCAAGACCAUCGGCGUAGCCCUAACGCCCAACCAGCCACUCCCGCGCCCGCCCAACGCUGCACGCACUCGCCGCCUCGGCCUCGAGCCAGUCCCCCUCGCCGAGAAGGAGGAUGUCAGCGUGCCGCAGGGGACGCCACUGACGCAGGAGGACUGGGCGAAGGCCGCGCCCGGCAGCUAUAUUCCCCGUCCGGAGAACUGGAGGAUUGGGAAGGUUAUGGGACCAGUCGUUAGGAAGAAGAGUGUUUUCGAGGGCUUCGAGAGGAGUGCCAAGAGGAAGGAGGCUAUGCUGAAGAAGAUCGCACUGAAGGGGGGAAAGUCUAGGGUUAAGGCGAAGGCGAAGACGAGGGCUAAGAAGGCGAAGGGAGUGUGAACGAGUGAAUGUGUGGUGAAGGAAUGAGUGGGAUGCGGAUAAUGGGUGUAUAUAUAUCUGGGAAUCUGGGAAUGUAAGUUUUGGCUUCAGUG